GGUUGGCUCCUUAUCUCAUCCCCCGACGACGACAACGACGGCGUUCGCAAGUCGCGGCAUGACUUCGUACGUGCGGCUGCUGCAGCAGCUGCCUGCGAGCCGCCGCCCAUACUCCUCGUUCUUCUCCGGCAAGCCUGGCGGCGGCCGCUACUUCAACUCCCACAAACCAGCCACAACCACCAAGACGGUCGUCGCGCGUGCGGCGAACCAGACACCCGCGGACCCGGCUGCCGUCGCUGCGUCCGAGGCUGCCGCGAAGGCGCCCGAGGCCCCGACGCCGCACCCGGACGCGCCGACGCACCCGCUGAUCGGGCGCAAGGACUUUGUGCUGCAGUCCUUCUUCGCGCUGCACCGGCCGCUUCUACACCUCGACGAUCCCGCGGCGGUGUUCAGGCCGGCGCAGCAGGCGGAGCCUCAGCAACAGCAGCAGCAGGAGGUUGGCCCGUCCGGGCGACCCAUGCGCGGCGAGGACCCCAUUGCCGAUGCGGAGGCGGACGCGGAUACGGCGCGCCAGCUCACAAGGGCGCUCACCAUGCACACGCUCGGCGCGCAGGCGCAUUGGCAAGCGGUCAUGGAGCGUCUCGGGCUCCCCGUGGAGGCGAAUGAGGUGGCGAUGGACAGCACGAAGCGGAAACGCAAGAAGAAGAUGAAGAAGCACAAGCUCAAGAAGCGGAGAAGGUUAACCCGGAUGGCUCGUCAUAACCAGAAGUAGUCUGGGUACCGCUGUCUUGUUGCUACUGUAUAUUCGUCUAGAAGCUGUCCGCUUCGCGCCAAUACUUAUGACCUCCAUUUUCUCUCACUUGGUCGCGCUCGUCAUCUGAGUGUGUGAUACUGCCCGGUCUACUAGGAUUCCCAACGCCAUACACGAAUACCCCCCAUCCUCUCCUCAUCAGGGCCUAUCGAACCCUGCCACCAGUGCUCUCCGCUGCUCCAGAUCUCCCUAUACCCUUUUUGAUGCAAGAGUACCC
This is a messenger RNA of Schizophyllum commune H4-8, 968 nucleotides long. RefSeq lists its product as uncharacterized. The coding region runs from base 59 to 712 and encodes 217 amino acids. NCBI's taxonomy places the organism in Eukaryota, Fungi, Basidiomycota, Agaricomycetes, Agaricales, Schizophyllaceae. The record is from RefSeq and is a predicted model, not a curated record. The transcript is spliced from 3 exons. Gene Ontology annotation, biological process: mRNA processing.